Metschnikowia bicuspidata var. bicuspidata NRRL YB-4993 is the source of this 3537-nucleotide messenger RNA. RefSeq names its product pyruvate carboxylase 2 (gene PYC2). The transcript has a single exon. Gene Ontology annotation, molecular function: ATP binding; pyruvate carboxylase activity; metal ion binding. The record is from RefSeq and is a predicted model, not a curated record. NCBI's taxonomy places the organism in Eukaryota, Fungi, Ascomycota, Pichiomycetes, Serinales, Metschnikowiaceae. Gene Ontology annotation, biological process: gluconeogenesis; pyruvate metabolic process. Gene Ontology annotation, cellular component: cytoplasm. The coding region runs from base 1 to 3537 and encodes 1178 amino acids.
AUGGCCUCUCCCGCACACGACCACAGCGAGAAAGGCAAGCUCAACAGAAUGAGACGCGAGUCCACGGUGCUCGGCCCCAUGAACAAGAUUCUCGUGGCCAACCGUGGCGAGAUCCCCAUCCGGAUCUUCAGAACCGCCCACGAGUUGUCCAUGCAAACCGUGGCCAUCUACGCGCACGAGGACCGGUUGUCCAUGCACAGAUUGAAGGCCGAUGAGUCGUACGUGAUCGGCAAGAAGGGCCAGUACUCGCCCGUGCAGGCGUACUUGCAGAUCGACGAGAUCAUCAACAUCGCCAAGAAACACAACGUCAACAUGAUCCACCCGGGCUACGGCUUCUUGUCGGAGAACUCCACCUUCGCCCGCAAGGUCGAGGAGGCCGGCAUUGCGUGGAUCGGGCCUUCCCACGAGACCAUCGACGCGGUCGGCGACAAGGUGUCGGCCAGAACGUUGGCCAUUGCCAACGACGUGCCCGUUGUGCCCGGCACGCCCGGCCCCAUCGACUCCACGGAGGAGGCCAAGGCGUUUGUCGAGAAGUACGGCUACCCCGUGAUCAUCAAGGCCGCGUUUGGCGGUGGUGGCCGCGGUAUGCGUGUCGUCAGAGAGGGCGACAACAUCGAGGACGCGUUCACCCGCGCCCGCUCCGAGGCCUUGACCGCGUUCGGCAACGGCACGUGUUUCAUUGAGCGCUUCUUGGACAAGCCCAAGCACAUCGAGGUGCAGUUGCUUGCGGACAGCUACGGCAACGUGAUCCACUUGUUCGAGCGUGACUGUUCGGUGCAGAGAAGACACCAGAAGGUGGUGGAGAUUGCGCCCGCCAAGAACUUGCCCAAGGCCGUGCGUGACGCCAUCUUGACGGACGCCGUGAAGUUGGCGCGCUCCGCCAACUACCGCAACGCGGGCACGGCCGAGUUUUUGGUGGACACGCAGAACAGACACUACUUCAUCGAGAUCAACCCGCGUAUCCAGGUGGAGCACACCAUCACCGAGGAGAUCACGGGCGUGGACAUUGUCGCGGCGCAGAUCCAGAUCGCCGCGGGCGCGUCCUUGCAGCAGUUGGGCUUGCUCCAGGACAAGAUCACCACGCGUGGUUUCGCCAUCCAGUGCCGUAUCACCACCGAGGACCCCGCCAAGAACUUCCAGCCGGACACCGGUAAGAUCGAGGUGUACCGUUCGGCCGGAGGUAACGGCGUGCGCUUGGACGGCGGCAACGGUUUUGCCGGCUCGGUGAUCUCGCCACACUACGAUUCCAUGUUGGUCAAAUGCUCGUGCUCCGGGUCCACGUACGAGAUUGCGCGCCGGAAGAUGUUGCGUGCGUUGAUCGAGUUCCGUAUCAGAGGCGUCAAGACCAACAUUCCGUUCUUGUUGGCCAUGCUCACCAACGAGACGUUCAUCAAGGGCGACUGCUGGACCACGUUCAUCGACGACACGCCCUCGUUGUUCCAGAUGAUGAGCUCGCAGAACAGAGCCACCAAGUUGUUGUCCUACCUCGGCGACAUGGCCGUCAACGGCUCGUCCAUCAAGGGCCAAAUGGGCCUCCCCAAGCUCACCACCGAGGCCUUGAUUCCCGUGUUGCACGACUCCACGACAGGCGCCGCCAUCGACGUCGACGCCCCCGUGCCUCCCAGAGGCUGGAGACAGGUGCUCCUCGAGGUCGGCCCUGCGGAGUUUGCCAAGCGCGUGCGCCACUUCGACGGCACCUUGAUCACCGACACCACUUGGAGAGACGCGCACCAGUCGUUGUUGGCUACACGUGUCAGAACCAUCGACCUCUUGAACAUCGCGCCCACCACCGCCUACGCGUUGAACGGUGCAUUCUCUUUGGAGUGCUGGGGUGGAGCCACGUUCGACGUCAGCAUGCGCUUCCUCCACGAGGACCCUUGGGACCGCUUGAGAAAGUUGCGUGCGUUGGUGCCAAACAUCCCCUUCCAGAUGUUGUUAAGGGGUGCCAACGGUGUGGCCUACUCGUCGUUGCCCGACAACGCCAUUGACCAGUUCGUCAAGCAGGCCAAGGACAAUGGAGUGGACAUUUUCCGCGUGUUCGACGCGCUCAACGACUUGGACCAGUUGAAGGUCGGAGUCGACGCCGUGAGAAAGGCCGGUGGUGUCAUCGAGGCCACUGUGUGCUACUCCGGCGACAUGUUGCAAGCCGGCAAGAAGUACAACUUGGAGUACUACUUGUCUGUGGUGGACAGAAUCGUCGAAAUGGGCACGCACUUCUUGGGCAUCAAGGACAUGGCCGGCACGUUGAAGCCCAGAGCCGCGGCGCUCUUGGUGGGUGCCAUCAGAGCCAAGUACCCCGACUUGCCUAUCCACGUGCACACGCACGACUCCGCCGGUACUGGUGUGGCCAGUAUGGACGCGGCCGCCAAGGCCGGAGCCGAUGUUGUGGACGCCGCAUCCAACGCCAUGUCUGGUAUGACCUCGCAGCCUUCCAUCAGUGCCUUGAUUGCUUCCUUCGAGGGCGACACGAAGCACGGCUUGGACGAAAACUUGGUCCGCGAGUUGGACAACUACUGGGCGCAGAUGAGAUUGUUGUACUCGUGUUUCGAGGCCGACUUGAAGGGCCCCGACCCCGAGGUGUACCAGCACGAGAUCCCUGGUGGCCAGUUGACCAACUUGAUCUUCCAGGCCCAGCAAUUGGGCUUGGGCGAGAAGUGGUUGUUGACCAAGGAGAACUACAAGGUCGCGAACCGUCUUUUGGGAGACGUGGUCAAGGUCACGCCCACCUCCAAGGUCGUGGGCGACUUGGCCCAGUUCAUGGUUUCCAACAACUUGACCGAGGAGGACGUGUUGAAGUUGGCGCCUGAGUUGGACUUCCCCGACUCGGUGUUGGACUUCAUGGAGGGCUUGAUGGGUACGCCUUACGGUGGUUUCCCCGAGCCUUUGAGAACCAACAUGUUGGGCAACAAGAGGCCUAAGUUGAGCCUGAGACCGGGCUUGACCUUGAAGCCAAUCGACUUUGCUCAGGUGAGAGAGGAGUUGGUGUCUCGUUACGGCAACAGAGUCUCUGAGACUGAUAUUGCGUCCUACGUGAUGUACCCUAAGGUCUACGAGGCGUUCCGCGCCAUGGUGGAGAAGUACAGCGACUUGUCGGUGUUGCCAACACGUUACUUCUUGAAGCCCUUGGACGUCAGCGAGGAGAUGGUGGUGGACAUUGAGCAAGGUAAGACCUUGAUCAUCAAGUUGUUGGCCGUUGGCGAGAUCUCCAAGGCCACCGGUACUCGCGAGGUGUUCUUUGAGUUGAACGGUGAGAUGAGAUCCGUCACUGUGGACGACAAGAAGGUGUCUGUGGAGACCAUCUCCAGACCAAAGGCCUCGCAGCCAAAUGAUGUGGGUGCUCCUAUGGCUGGUGUGAUCAUCGAGACCCGCGUCAAGAAGGACCAAGAGGUCAAGAAGGGUGACCCUAUCGCCGUGUUGAGUGCCAUGAAGAUGGAGAUGAUCAUCAGCUCGCCUGUGAGCGGCAAGGUGGGCGACAUCUUGGUCAAGGAGGGCGACUCGGUGGACUCUGGAGACUUGCUCACCAGUGUCCUUAAGUAA